AUGAUCCAUACAAAAUGUAUUUCAAUACCACCUAUCAUCAGAGUCAGACGACAUUACCAUCCUAUAUAUCACAACUAUUUCAUUUCAGAAAACGAGUCAAAAAUUCGGGAUUGUAGCUUUUGUGAUGUUGAAGUGAACAUAGAUUAUGGGAGUUACUAUUGCUUACGCUGCAAUUUCAUUGCCCAUGUGAAAUGUGCAACAAAAUACAGAGAUCGUUACUAUAUUAUUGAAGCAAAGGACAUAGCUGGGAAACAUGAUGAUGAUUUGGGUGUUAAUCCCAUCACUUGUGUCAUCGAACAAAAUGAAGGUGGAGAAAUGACAAGAAUAAAACACUUCAGUCAUGCACAUGACCUAAUAUUAAGUGACAAUGUCAUGGAGAAUGAUAUAACUUGUGAUGGUUGCAUGUUGCUAAUUUUGGAUUCAUUUUACUGUUGUUCAUUACAGUGUAAUUUCUUUCUUCACAAAGCUUGUGCUAAAUCACCGAGGAAGAAACACCUCUGGUUUCAUGGCUGUCAAGAACUCCACAUCCUUGUCGUCGGCUACCUAUUCAAAUGUAGUAUUUGCGAAUAUGAUUGUGGCGGGUUUUCCUAUAAAUGUAAUAAAUUUAAUGUUCAUAUUUGUCUUCAAUGCUCGGUUAUUGAUUAUAGGACCAAACAUCCAGGACACCAGCACCCUAUCCUCUCUAAUCGUAAUCAGCAUGGAAGGUGUAAUGGUUGUGGUGAAACUUGGAGAAGUCAAUUUAGUUGUAAGCAUUGCCAUUUUAAUUUGGAUUUUGAUUGCUCAAGGCUACCGCUUUCAACUCGACACAAGCGCCAUGAACAUCCACCAGCACUCACUUAUCAUGAAGGUAAUGAUUAUCCAAAAUAUCAUUACUGUGACCUCUGUGAGAAAGAAAGAGAUCCAAAUCUCUGGUUUUAUCAUUGUGCAAUUUGCAAGUUUUCUGCUCAUCCCAACUGUGUCCUUGCAAUCUACCUGUUCAUCAAGCCUGGAAGCAUGUACAAAGGAAAAGACCACCCACAUCCUCUCACUUUUGUAUGGAAGCCUUAUCGUUACAUUGUAUGCGGUAAAUGCAGUGAACCCUGUGAAGCUUUGGUUCUUGAAUGUGCAGAGCCUACAUGCAAUUAUGUUGUCCACUGGAAAGAUGUGAGACCUCCUAGCUUCGGUUUUACGAGCCCGGUUGAACUUUAUAAAGCUGAAGCAGAUGCUAUCACUCAUGACGGUUGA
This is a messenger RNA of Gossypium raimondii (Peruvian cotton), 1224 nucleotides long. RefSeq lists its product as uncharacterized. NCBI's taxonomy places the organism in Eukaryota, Viridiplantae, Streptophyta, Magnoliopsida, Malvales, Malvaceae. The transcript has a single exon. The coding region runs from base 1 to 1224 and encodes 407 amino acids. The record is from RefSeq and is a predicted model, not a curated record.